Gastrolobium bilobum is the source of this 630-nucleotide messenger RNA. RefSeq lists its product as uncharacterized. NCBI's taxonomy places the organism in Eukaryota, Viridiplantae, Streptophyta, Magnoliopsida, Fabales, Fabaceae. Gene Ontology annotation, cellular component: ubiquitin ligase complex. Bases 1 to 630 code for a protein of 209 amino acids. The record is from RefSeq and is a predicted model, not a curated record. Gene Ontology annotation, molecular function: ubiquitin-like protein binding; ubiquitin conjugating enzyme binding; cullin family protein binding. The transcript has 8 exons. Gene Ontology annotation, biological process: positive regulation of ubiquitin-protein transferase activity; protein neddylation.
AUGGCAGCAAAAGAAUUCGAUCCAAUUGAUGGCCUAUUCGACACAUACACAAAUGAAACAUCGGACACGAUUGAGUUAAAAGGGAUUGAAGCUCUUUGUGAAGAUUUAGAGGUGAACCGUGCAGAUGUUAGAAUACUCAUUCUUGCUUGGAAAAUGAAAGCUAAAAAUCGGGAUGUUUUUACUAAGGAUGAAUGGCGAAGAGGCCUUGAAGGUUUAGGAGCAAAUACAAUCAUAGAAUUAAGAAAAGUACUUGAUGUACUAAAGAGAGAGAUGUCCGUGAUAGAGUCUUUUGAUGCUAUAGUGGCACCAGAGUUCUUUGAGAAUUUUUAUAUCUAUGCAUUUCAAUACAACCUAAAUGAAGAUCAACGAGUAGAUAUUAAAUCUGUUUGUCAGCUGCUAAAUGUUGUUCUAGGACCCGCAUUCCCUAUUCAGGUCGAUUUAGUAACUGAGUAUCUAAAGGUCCAGAGAGACUAUGACUCUUUCAAUGAAUAUCAUUGGUCUGGUUUCUUUCCUUUCUUUAAAGAGGUUAGAUUUCAAAAUCUUCAAAGUUAUGAUGCUUCCAGUGAAGUCUGGCCGGAGAUCAUCGAUGAUUUUGUUGAAUGGUUUAAAGAGAACGAUUAUAAACUUUAA